Molecule: messenger RNA, 1611 nt
Organism: Drosophila serrata
Lineage: Eukaryota; Metazoa; Arthropoda; Insecta; Diptera; Drosophilidae
Product: neuropeptide FF receptor 2
Biological process (GO): G protein-coupled receptor signaling pathway
Cellular component (GO): membrane
Molecular function (GO): G protein-coupled receptor activity
Source: RefSeq, a predicted model, not a curated record
GUCAAUCAGCAAGGCGACUUAUGUGGGAUCAGUUUUCGGUCAUGUCAAUUUGCUCCAUGCAAAAGGCAGUUCCUCUGCGGAAGCCAACGAAGCAGGAAGCCACCAACAUGGCCACAUUCUCGUCUAGCGAUGAAUUUGACUUUAGUAAGUGGAACUUUCGAGAACGCAUCUGGCUGCACAAGCCCAAUGGUGAAAUCACCUGGAAAAUCAUCACUUUUCUGCCCCUUAUUGUCUUUGGUCUGUAUGGGAACUUCACCAUGGUGUAUCUGAUAGCCGCCAAUCGAUCCUUAAGGUCGCCCACCAACCUGAUUAUUGCCAACAUGGCAGUGGCCGAUCUGCUAACGUUGGCCAUCUGCCCGGCCAUGUUCAUGCUGAACGACUUCUAUCAGAAUUACCAGCUGGGCUGUGUGGGCUGCAAGCUGGAGGGAUUCCUGGUGGUGGUUUUCCUCAUCACAGCGGUGCUCAAUCUCUCGGUGGUCAGCUACGACCGUCUCACUGCCAUAGUGCUGCCCAUGGAGACCCGCCUGACCGUCAGAGGAGCCCAGAUCGUGGUGGUCUGCACCUGGUUCCUGGGUAUACUCCUGGCAUCCCCCUUGGCUCUGUACAGAUCCUAUAGGGUAAGACUUUGGAAGAACUUUACGGAGCGUUAUUGCAAGGAGAACACUAGCAUCCUGCCCAAGUACUGGUAUGUGCUAAUCACAAUUCUGGUGUGGCUGCCUCUUGGCAUAAUGCUGAUCUGCUAUAUAGCCAUUUUUUACAAGCUUGAUCGGUAUGAAAAACGCAUCCUGAGCCGCGAGAACCCAAUCCAAGUGAGCUACAAGCGCAGCGUGGCCAAAACCCUAUUCAUCGUUGUCGUGGUUGCUGUGCUCCGUCUACCCUUCACCAUUCUGGUAGUUCUGCGGGAGAAGUACUUCGCAGAGGAUAUCUCAGUGAGCAAUGUGCAACUCUUCUGGUACAUCUCUCAGUAUCUGAUGUUCCUCAAUGCCGCCGUCAAUCCUCUCAUCUAUGGGUUCAACAAUGAAAACUUCAGGCGAGCCUACUACCAAAUUUCUUGGGUCCGGCGCUGCAGAGAUGCAGCCAAAAUGAGUAAGAUUUCUGAUUCAUCACAGCAUUGUUGCUACUGCGCCUUUAUGAAGAAUGGUAAGCUGAAGAAGCCGGAAGGAGCAACCCAGCCGAAGGAUAGUGUCAACGAGGAUGUUAGCCAGGAGAUGAUCACUGAGGGGCCGACGGCUGCCUGUUCAACGGAGAUAGUUCGUGAGGAACCAGGUGAUAUUCAGGUGCCAGAAGUCGAUGCAGAUGGGUUUAUUUAGACAUUUGGUUAUUUUAAAACUCAUAUUGAUCUCUCUAAGACACUUUCCUAUAACCCAGUACAGCCUCCUAUACCACCGAAUAUAACCCCUUAGUUUUUGGUCUUUUAAAAGCUGCCUAGAGCACUUUAAAUCAGGGUUAAGCUACAAAGACAGCUGAUUGCACACUUAUCUCAGAGCUUUAAAAACCGUUUUCAUAUCUUUAGAAUAUAGUAAAAUAACAUCUGCAGACACGUGGCAAAAUUUAUGUUUUCUUACACGUUUCGUAUCGUUUACCUCUCAAUAAAUAUAUGUGUAAUGUGUC